AUGACAGAAUUCUAUUACGCAAACGCCAGCUUGUUGAGCAGACGAGAUUUGGAGCCCUACAGCGCGUCUUCCAAGUCUUUUCAUUCUGUUGAAGCUGAAGAGCAAGAUCAAAGGAAUAUGGAGGUUCUAUUUGAGCAGGACAACAUUUGUGCAAGGGCGUGUGAAGACAUCUAUCAUGAUCAAUUUUGUCAAAAAGUAACCGAGUAUGCCAGUGCUGUGGUCAGUCCUACUGAAGGACAGGCCAGCAUUGAGCCGAAUUGGGCGAUUCUUGAAAUGAAGGAUCCACUUUCUAGAGAACAGGAGUCUGUCAUACUGGUCACCUUCCGAGGAACAUAUUCCUGGAUUGACGUCAUGCACGAUCUUGUUUGCUUGCCUGUGACACAGAGUUGUAUUUACUGGCCACUCCUACGGUGGUGGAUGCGCAAUGGUUUUAGCACUCAGAAGCUUGUUGGAUACAGAAUGGAGGGACAUGUUGUGGAAUUCCAGGAUUGA
Messenger RNA from Guillardia theta CCMP2712, 492 nucleotides. RefSeq lists its product as hypothetical. NCBI's taxonomy places the organism in Eukaryota, Cryptophyceae, Pyrenomonadales, Geminigeraceae. The record is from RefSeq and is a predicted model, not a curated record. Bases 1 to 492 code for a protein of 163 amino acids. The transcript is spliced from 9 exons.